Uranotaenia lowii is the source of this 2361-nucleotide messenger RNA. It is a transcript of the gene Smox, whose product is annotated as mothers against decapentaplegic homolog 2. NCBI's taxonomy places the organism in Eukaryota, Metazoa, Arthropoda, Insecta, Diptera, Culicidae. The record is from RefSeq and is a predicted model, not a curated record. The annotation marks the transcript as partial. Gene Ontology annotation, molecular function: RNA polymerase II cis-regulatory region sequence-specific DNA binding; DNA-binding transcription factor activity, RNA polymerase II-specific; I-SMAD binding. Gene Ontology annotation, cellular component: heteromeric SMAD protein complex. The transcript has 7 exons. Gene Ontology annotation, biological process: transforming growth factor beta receptor signaling pathway; SMAD protein signal transduction; BMP signaling pathway.
CUAUUUUACCUUUUUUUUCUUCUUGACAGAGCUCGACCGGCAAAUGGCGAAAAUGGAGUUGCGCUGAGAAAAGGGCUUCCUCACGUUAUCUACUGCAGACUUUGGCGUUGGCCCGAUCUACAGAGUCAAGCUGAACUGAAGGCCCUGGACAUUUGCGAGCACGCGUUUCAUCUCAAGAAGGACGAAGUUUGCAUCAAUCCGUACCACUACACCCGCAUAGACAGCCAAUCGCAGCAGCCGCUCACGAUAUUGGUACCGAAAAAUCUAUCCACACCUCAGGGAGGCGAAAGCUCAGUCACAUAUACUUUGGACGAUUUGAGUAACACCGUGCCGGUCAACACUCAGUACAACAAUGCUUUAAAUGAAAACUACGUCACCAGCCCACAGCCAGCUCAGCAGUACAUCGGACAACCGCAGCAGCAGCAACAGCAACCGCCAACACAUCAGCAACAGCAAUCGGCACCGUCCUACAUGGAGGCGACUCUGGGCCAGCAGAUCCCGACCAACACCACGAUUAUGGACUCGACCAGUGUCGGAUUGGGCACGAUUCCGAACACCGAGACGCCACCGCCCGGUUACAUGUCCGAGGACGGGGACCCGCUCGAUCAGAAUGAUAAUAUGACUGACAUGUCCCGCCUCUCACCCGCCAUGGACGCCCAGCCGGUUAUGUACCACGAGCCGGCCUUCUGGUGCUCGAUCAGCUACUACGAGCUGAAUCUGCGCGUCGGCGAAACAUUUCACGCUUCCCAACCCUCGAUCACGGUGGACGGUUUUACGGAUCCCUCGAAUUCAGAAAGAUUCUGUCUUGGGCUGCUGUCCAACGUGAACCGCAACGAGGUGGUGGAACAAACGCGACGUCACAUCGGCAAAGGCGUCCGGUUGUACUACAUCGGGGGUGAAGUGUUCGCCGAAUGUCUCAGUGAUUCCAGCAUCUUCGUACAGAGUCCCAACUGCAAUCAGCGGUACGGGUGGCAUCCGGCAACCGUUUGCAAAAUACCACCAGGAUGUAACCUCAAGAUUUUCAACAAUCAGGAAUUUGCAGCUUUACUAUCGCAAUCCGUUUCGCAGGGCUUCGAAGCGGUCUAUCAGUUAACUAGAAUGUGUACAAUAAGGAUGUCCUUCGUCAAAGGAUGGGGAGCAGAAUAUCGACGACAAACCGUUACCUCAACGCCAUGCUGGAUCGAGUUGCAUUUGAAUGGGCCUCUGCAGUGGCUGGAUCGGGUCCUCACUCAGAUGGGCUCACCACGGUUGCCAUGUAGUUCAAUGUCCUAAUCAAAUGGCAUCUAGGGUGUCUAAAAAGAGAUAAAGCAGCAAACCUCUGGGAGUGACAUUUAACUUAAAAAACACAAGCAACAACAUAACAGAAACCUAUUUUUGAACGUUAGUUAGUCGGUAAGAUUGAACUAACCGAAAAAAAGCCUACAAAUACUGCUACAAUACGACCUUAGCAAUGGGACGCAGAUGCUGCAACACAAAUGAUACAAAUGUGUUAAAACGAUAUAUCAAGAAAAAAAGUUUAUUAUCGAACAGUAACAAUGAAAUGCAAGAUCAGAACUAUGUAAUACCGAUACCGAUUCUCCCAAACUUCGUUUAAUCACCGCAAGCAAGAGAAAUGUCGAAUGCAAAAUUCGAUUGCAGUUAACAAUCAAAAACUAAGUUUCUUUUUUUAUUUAUUUAAGACUCUAAAGUAUUCGAUAUUGAGCGACAAAUUUAGAGUUUCGUGUUCUCUUUUUUUUUCUUGUACAGGUGACAACAAUGUAUGCGUAUACUUAUUGACUAACUUUAUGAUAGAAGCUUUUCAUGUUAUGUUCUAAGAUUAUCUGGUAGGCAUCAACUACUUUCGUUUUUUGUAAGUAGCGCUUACAAAAGUAAACAUCCUAACCGUGGCAGGAGUAAAUUCGACAUGUUCGGAAACUGCCCCAAUCAAUUGAAACACGAUAAUAUUUGAGCCAAAUUCGUUUGUUUUUAGAAAAGUUACGUUUGUCCCAAAAAUAAAAGCAAAUAAAAAAAAUUAUAGACAUCUCAUCUGAUCGUACUACUUGGCACUCCAAAAAAAAAAAAAUCUUCGGAAAUACAAUACGAAAUGCAAAGCAGAUCUAAUUGGUGUAAAUUUGUGUGAUGAUUUUUAAAAUCCUUUAAAAACAAAUGAUAACACAUUGUGAAGCACAUUGAAAAACGAUUUUAUACAUAAGAGAAAGCUGCAAGUUUUGAAAGCAAAAAGAUAUCAGAAGCACACAUUGAAAACGUGUAACAUAUUUUGUGACCGAAAAUUCGUUCGUUGAUAAUAAGAUAAUGAGAGAAACAAAAAGUUUACAAAAAACGUGAGAACAAAAGCUUCGAGAAGCGUUGAAUGGCGAUGAC